AUGUCACGUGACAGGUGCCUGGUUUUGCCAAACGCUCUUCCCACCUUUUCGUCAAAUCUCGAGUCGCAUCUACAUAGAGAAGACCACACCGUCGACACCACGGAGUUCACACCCUUCUGCGAAGGAUCAUCCCAAAUAUUUACCCCAAUGGCGUACGUGGCUCAUAUAGACUUGUUUGCUUCGAGACUUCUGGAUGAAUCCGCGGAUUUCACCGCGAAGCACUCGGUGUUGUCUGAACUGUGCGAGACUCUGGAGUCUUACCAUGGCAGUCAGGAAAACGAGUAUUUGCUGGGAAAAAUGAUCCCAGCUUUGAUGUCUCAGCUGGAUCUCACUCCAGUGAGCUUCUUGAGCAAUUCUCCGGAACAAAAACUCCGUCACUUAGUUUUGGAGAUCAUUCACAGAAUGCCUACAAACGAGACCUUUCAGCCGUUUGCAGAGACCGUGCUGGAUAAGCUCACAGAAUGUUUGAACGAGGAAAACGAAGAUAAUGGAGUACAGUGCAUGAAAAUCAUCACCUCACUGCACAAAGCGUUCAAAUCCAAUCUUUUUGAAAAGGUACAGCCGUUCGUGGAUUUCAUCAACCAAAUCUACGUGAACAUCCCCGAGGUUGUUCAAGAGCAGUUUGGAUCUGGCGAUUCUGUUGUGGAAGACGAUUCAGAGCUUCUUUCACCCUCAGGAGAGAUUGACGACCAAACCAGCCACCAAUUGGCGAAGGCUACACACUCAUUCAAGACUCUGGCUGAAUGUCCCAUCACGAUGGUAUCGCUGUACUCAUCCUACAAAGAGCUAUUUGACACUUCGUUACCGGCAUAUAUUCCCCACGUCAUCGACGUGCUGACCUUGCAAGCCCCCAAACAGGCCGAGGCCCAUGCUGAGGCCCAGGCUAAGGGCGAGUAUCUGAUAUCCAUUUCGCCAGCCAUUAAGAAUAAGGACGCAUAUGGCGAUUUCAUCCUCGGCCAGGUCAAAGCGGCCUCGUUCCUGGCAUACAUAUUCAUCAGACGGAACACACAGACAGUGUUGAAACAGUACUAUUCACAGAUUCCCGAUCUGAUCAUCAGGUUGCUACAGGAUUGUCCUAGCAAGUUGUCUGCUGCCAGGAAGGAACUGUUACAUGCUACGAGACAUAUCUUGUCAACGGCCUUCAGGGAUAUGUUCAUCUCCAAAAUUGACAUGUUUUUCGAUGAACGUGUUUUGAUUGGUGACGGACUGACUGCCCACGAGACACUGAGACCUCUUGCCUACUCUACGGUGGCAGACUUUGUUCAUAAUGUUCGUUCCAAACUGAGUCCUCCACAGAUAUGGAAGAGUGUUGAGGUAUACUGCAAAAAUCUUCAGGACCCAUCAUUGGCGCUGACUGUGCAGAUCAUGAGUGCGAAACUUCUUUUGAAUCUCGUCGACAGGAUUAUGAACUUGGAGUCCAAGUUUGAGGGAAGACAACUGUUCAUGCUGAUAAUUGAUGCUUAUAGCAAGAGGUUCAAGGCAUUGAAUCGCCAAUACGAGAACAUCAUGUAUCAUCACAAGGACUUUGAGUCCAAGGCCCAUGCCAAGCUGGAGGCCAGGAAGGAGGUGAUUGGCCAUAACAGUAUAUUGCCUGGAGACGAGAAUGCCAGUACUCAGACCGAGAAAGUGCGUGAAGUUAAUUCGAGCGAAAUCAAGCCUGAAGAUGAUCUAAUGGAUAUAGACCCAGAGUCUUCGGCCUCUGACCAGCUGGAUACGCUCAACUUUUUCGAUAUUCAACGCUCAGCUCCGAUUCAGAUCUCGCCUUUGACCCAGGAUCCUUACAAAGAUUCCCGUUAUCUUUUCCGCACUCUCAUGACAUUCUUGAAGUCGGUCAUGUUUGGCUUGAAGAAGUGCAAUCCUCCUCCUUCAAAGGAUUACAACCCCCAGACGUGGAACGAAUCUGCUCGUAUUUUUACGAACGAGGAACUGGAGAUUCUGCGCGAGCUAUACAGAGAAUGUGUCACUGGUUUGAGAUUCUUUCAGAGCUCUACUCCCACUGUUCCUUCUUCUGUGAUGCGCCAAUCGUUCGAUAUAAGCGGCCCAAGCUUACCGAUUACCUCGUCCAAAGAAGAAAAGGAUCUGAUGGAGAUCUUUGCCGCUAUGUUCAUACCCAUUGAUCCAGCCACAUUCAACGAGAUUGUGGAUGCUGAGAUGCCUGCUAUGUACGAGGCCAUGUUGAAAAAUGCCGCAUUAUUGCACAUUCCUCAGUUCUUCCUGGCAAGCGAGGUGACCUCCUCAAACUUUUCAGGCAUUUUGAUAAAGUUCUUGAAGUCAAAACUCGAUGAGCUUGGAGAGGUUGACAUAAUCAAGUCGAACAUUCUGAUAAGACUCUUCAAAUUGUGUUUUAUGUCGGUGAAUCUGUUUCCUUCUGCAAAUGAGACUGUUAUCUUGCCUCAUUUGAACAGUUUGAUUUUGAAAUCUUUGGAGCUGACCACAACUGCACAAGAGCCAAUCGUCUACUUUUAUUUGAUCAGAACACUGUUCAGAAGUAUUGGUGGAGGAAGGUUUGAGGCACUGUACAAGGAGAUCAUGCCUUUGCUUCAGGUGCUUCUGGAGUCACUCAAUAGAAUGAUCCAGACGGCAAGAAGACCUCAGGAGCGCGAUAUCUAUGUGGAGUUAUGUCUCACAGUUCCAGUUAGACUCAGUGUUUUGGUCCCCCAUCUCAGUUACUUGAUGAGACCUCUGGUAUAUGCUUUGAACGGAUCUCAGGAAUUGAUCAGUCAAGGUUUGCGCACCCUCGAAUUGUGCGUCGACAACCUCACUGCAGAGUACUUUGAUCCUAUCAUUGAGCCAGUGAUAGAGGAGGUGAUGGAGGCACUAUGGAGACAUUUGAGACCUCUUCCAUACUAUCACCAACACUCCCAUACAACCUUGAGGAUACUAGGAAAACUCGGAGGACGCAAUCGCAGCUUUAUCUCGCUUCAUAAGAAUUUGGAGGGAGAUACACCCACAAACCAGGAGAUCGAGGCACUGUUUAAGAUAGAAGGUUUCAGAGAAAUGACUCCAGUAUCGAUCUCGUCGGGAAUAACCACCGCAUUAUCAAUCCUGGUUGACCCCAGGUACAAAGCACACUACAGAGUGAACUCGUUCCGGUACCUUUCAUCUAUUCUGAAGCUUUUCAUUGAUUCUGACAACAUCCCCGACGACCUGGCUUCACGGGUAGAGGAGUCCAUUGAUGUUCUACUCUCUGACUCAAAGGAAGAGGAGAAGGAGAAAGACAAGUAUCAGCUGAAGGCAGACCCAGUCAAAGACAUCGCAAAAUUCGAAAGAGAGGAAAAGCUCUUGCUCCGUCUUCUGGAAGCAUUGUUUUACUCUGUGUCCAUCGACGAGGUCAGAGAGGAAGCCCAAGUUCUCAUCAGAGGUAUUUGCAACCAUUAUGUUCUGUUGCAUUUUGGCAAGAACGUUGUGGAAAAGAGAAAGUUCAACAGGCCAUUUUCAGUCAAUAGCCACGAAGGCAAGAUUGCAUUGAGCGAGAACACUAUCUUUGAUGCGAUCUCCUAUGGUUUGAGUUUCUACAUCAAGUCCGUUCGCGAAGAGGCUGUGGAAGCCAUCAAGAUCAUCUUCAAUGCAGCUGUCACUCUGUUUGGCUCCGUCGAGAAAGCAAUUGUAUUUCCAAUGGUCAGGGCCAUGGUGUCAAAGUUCAUCCAUUGCUGUUUUGAGGAGGCUUACUACAACAGACUCGGUGGUUGCAUAGGACUGAAGACGCUUCUGAAUGAUCUGGAAAUUCCGAUAUCAUACUUCGCCUCCAGGCAAUUGGAAAUAUCGAGAGCAAUGUUCUUUGUGCUCCGCGAUACUGCCUCUGAUGUUCCCUCAGAGGUAUGUAAUGUUGCCAAAGAGCUGGUUAUCAAGAUCUUGAGAGACUGCAACAAGGAGCUGUCAAAAGCUGAGGUGUUCCAAAAUUCGUUCCAGGGGAUUGUCAGUUCGCUGGUGUUUGAUUUGAGCAAUGCUAACGAAGUGGUCAGACAGACUUCCCAGUUAUGUCUGCAGACUUUGUCGGAUGUUACGCAGGUUCCAGUCGCAACCAUGAUUGGUCCAUGCAAAAGCAUAUUGCUGGCCCCUAUCUUUGCAAAACCUCUGCGAGCACUUCCAUUUCAAAACCAGAUUGGAAAUAUCGAUGCUAUCACCUUUUGUCUUGGUCUGGAUGAUACCUUUUUGGACUUCAGUAAUGAGUUGACACGUCUCUUGUCGGAGGCUCAUGCUUUGGUUGAUGCCGAAGACGAGUCUUUGAUCAGUGCACACCGCAUAUACGAACACAAGACAUCACAACAGCUCAUCAAGUUGAGAGUUGUUUGCAUCAAGUUGUUAUCUCUUGCACUUAUCAAGCCUGAUUUCUCUAAGAGUGGUCCUCAGAUUCGCAUUAGAGUUCUGUCUGUGUUUUUUAAGGCGUUAUGCUCCAAAUCAACGGAGAUCAUCAAUGCAGCUUACGAUGGGCUGAAGGCUGUUCUUGCUCAGAAUAACAAGCUUCCAAAAGACCUGCUUCAAAACGGUUUACGUCCAAUGCUGAUGAAUUUGUCUGAUCACAAGAAACUGGCGGUUUCUGGUCUUAAGGCACUUUCCAGUCUUCUGGAGCUCCUUAUAUCUUACUUCAAGGUGGAAAUUGGCCGUAAGCUUCUGGAUCACUUGAACGCGUGGGCCCAGCCUGCUACUCUUCAUCAGAUCGCAAAUCAGGAAUUGGAGAAUAAUCCGACCGUCCAGAUCAUUGUUGCUAUUCUCAACAUCUUCUAUCUGUUGCCCCCCAAAGCAUACACGUUUAUGGAUGAAAUCAUGAAGACUCUUCUUUAUCUGGAGGACAACCUCCAUCGCCGCCAGAGUUCUCCUUUCAGAGCUCCAAUUGCCAAGUUCCUGAACCGCUUUUCGGAACAGGCCAUACAAUUCUUCAUCUCCAAAUUUAGCAGUACCUCUUCCAGCACGAGGUUCGUUUAUUUCGUUGCUCUGCCUGAGUGUGAAGCGCUGCUAGAGCAGGCCAAAACAAAUCUACCCGCUCUGAUGCAGUCUAUCACUCAGGAAACAAAGUCUGAAAUCAAGUGUACCAAGUUUGCGAACAUGAUUGGAUUGGUGAACUCGAUCUCUUCCAGAGACAGUGAUUGGUUCAAGGAUCAGAAGCCGUUGAUGGCUGAACUGCUCACUAUAGCCGAGCAAUGCUUGCGUUUCGAGAGAGCCGCUCCUUUGAUGUCUCCGAUUAGAUUCCAAGUUACUCAAUCUGUGGAGAAACUGCAGCUGUUGCAUGUGAGUUUCUUCCGUUUGUGCGGGUCUGGCAGCGAUGAAGUUCUGCCGUUCAUCAACAAAAUCUGUACUCUUGACACUCCUCUAUCAUCUGCACUCGAAGACUAUAUAUUCGAUGAUAUCGUUAAGUCGGCGGAUGCAGAAAAGCGCAAGAACUACCUAUUGGAGUCCGUGAAAUAUGCCACAACUGGUGAAUUUUCUCUGAAGACCCAAAUCUUCCUCUUCAAGCACAUUUUCAACGCUAUAUGUAUCUAUGAAGGGUUGACAACGGGAAAUCUGUACAGCCUUGAAGAAGGCGAUGGUUCUGCUUCCUGGCUGGAUUCGCUACGUGAAAAAAUCUGGUUAACUGAGGAUCAAAGUAUAACCAACCAUACUUCUGGUUCUAUCGAUAGCUACAGAUUCGAGCUAAUGCAAGCUACGGCUCUGGUGAUCAAGUACUCUCCUGAUCGCAUUGCGGAAAAUAAGAAGGAUGUGAUCAAAUUCACCUGGAACUUUAUCAAGCUUGACGAUAGUAUCACCAAACAAGCUGCCUAUGUUGCAACAUCUUACUUCAUUGCCGCCUUCAGCACGCCUCCUGAGAUUGUCACCCCAGUUUUCACAGCCUUGCUCAAGACUCACCACGUUGAUACCAAAUAUCUGGUUAGACAAGCCCUGGAUCUUCUUGCGCCCGUUCUGUCUGAACGGAUGGAACCUACUGGGUCCUCAAUGACAUGGCUCAAAUGGCCUCGCAGAGUUCUCCUGGAGGAUGGUUUCAAUGUGACACAAGUGGUAAAUGUGUACCAGUUUAUUGUGCAACAUUCUGAUCUCUUCUUUGUGGCCCGCGAUGAUUUUAUUCCAAACAUCAUCACGGCUAUCGGGAAACUGACGGUUCUCACGAACACUGCUACUGAAAAUCAGGUUUUGGCCAUUGAUAUGGCUGAACUCAUUUUAGUUUGGGAAACCAAGGCCCGCAAGUUACGAAACGAAAGUGGAGAAGUUCAAGAGGUCAAAGAAGAUGCCGAUGGAGAUCAAGAUAUGGACAGUGGGGCUACUCCUAGUGUCACUUCUGCUCAAUACACUGUGCCAUUUGGUCAAAGAGAAACGUGUAUCACGUUCUUGAUUAGAUACAUUUGUAUCUCACAACAACGUGCCUCAGAGAACGAACUUGGUCAAAGAGCACUGAGGCUACUAUAUGAACUGCUGGGACCAGAUUAUUGGUCAGAAGUCACCGUCAAACUAUCGUUUUUUGAAAGGUUCCUGGUUACUGCAGACUUCAACACUAGCAACGUCUUGGGAUACUGUUUGAAUGCCUUGGAGGUUCUUGGUGUUGCUCUGGAAUGGAAGCAAUCCGAGUGGAUUGUCUCCAACCUGGGAUACCUCCAAAAGUUGUUGGAGAAGUGUUUGCGCUCUGCCAAUCACGAUAUUCAGGAGGUCUUGCAACGUGUUUUGAGAAUUAUUUUGAAAGCCCUCAAUGACGAAUCGCCAGACUCGGAAGAGAAACAGAACGAAGAAGUGAAGAGUUUCUUGGCUUUGCUGGUUAGCAUUGUGUCUGAGGACCUGAACAACAUGAAUUCUGUUGCUGCAGGAGUCACCUUAUCUUGGACUCUUGCAAACUACAAGCCAGAAGUUUUGGACUCGCUCGUACCAUUGAUCAUGCGUACACUCAGCAAGCUGGUCAAAGAUCAUAUAUCUAUCACCAUCCAGGGUAGACAAUCUCAAGCCUCAGAGUCAGCUGCAAGUUCACACACCAGCACAGCCGACGAGGCCAAGAUGACUACAAAACUGCUGGAGAAGAUUCUGAAUCUUUCGGCCAUGAGAAUUGCAACUUUGGGAGACCAAAGGAGAAUAUUCCUUUCUCUUCUUGCCCAGCUCAUUGAUCGUUCGGCAGACAAAGAUCUUUUGCAAAGAAUCAUUGAGAUUGCUAGAUCAUGGGUAUUCUCAAAGACAGAUCUUUUCCCUACAACCAAAGAGAAAGCCGGUAUUUUGGGAAAAAUGAUGGUUUUCGACUUGAAGGGAGACCCUACUCUUUCAAAAGACUUCUAUCAGAUCAUUGUUGACAUCUUCAAGGAUGAAACACUUGAGUUCAGUGAGCUUACCGUUCGUAUGGAGCAACCAUUUUUGGUUGGAACGAAAUUGGCCGAGGUGGAAAUUCGUGAAUCAUUGAUGAGCAUCCUUGACUCAAGUUUGGAGAAAGACAUUAGUAAAAGGUUGUACUAUGUCAUAAGGGAACAGAACUGGGAAUAUCUUGCUGAGUAUCCAUGGUUGAACCAAGCACUGCAAUUAUUGUACGGCUCUUUUGACCUAGAGAAGCAGUUGAAGUUUGCUCCAGGUGAGUAUCAACUCCAGAGUUUGGGCAAUAUCACCGAAACACUGCCUGAUGUAUCCCCCAUUGAAAAACCAAAGCAGUCAAUUCAAGACUUUGUCAGCGCGCAUGAAGAGUUUAUGAAGACUCAUCUGAAGGUAAUCGCUGGCGAUAUCAUUCGUCCGCUUGUGGACAUCUCAUACCAGAGCCCAGAAGCUAUCCACAAUGCUUGGCUCAGUGUGUUCCCUGUUGCCUACAAGUCAAUUGACCGCAGGGAUCAGACUGAUUUUAUGGCGUCUUUGGUAACACUCUUGUCGAAGGAUUAUCACGUACGUCAACAAGAUUCCAGACCAAACGUGAUCAAGUCGAUGUUGGGUGCGGUCGCUAGGUGCGAUGAGCUUCAGCUUCCACCUCAUUUGGUAAAGUAUCUGGCAUCAAACUACGAUGCCUGGUACAACGGUAUUAAGAUUCUCGAGCAAAUCGAGUCUGGUAGUAUUGACAAUCAGAAAAUCAAGGAAGCCAACCGUGAUGCCUUGGCUGAGGUGUAUUCGAGUCUGCAAGAGGAUGAUAUGUUUUAUGGUUUAUGGAGAAGGAGAGCGAAGUACUUUGAAACCAACGUUGCUCUUUCUUAUGAGCAACUUGGCUUGUGGGACAAGGCUUUGCAGUUAUAUGAAACAGCUCAAAUCAAGGCUAGAAGUGGCAUUUUGCCAUACAGUGAGUCUGAGUAUGCUUUAUGGGAAGACAACUGGAUUCUGUGUGCAGAAAAACUGCAACAUUGGGAUAUAUUGACAGAACUUGCAAAGCAUGAAGGAUUCACGGACCUGCUUCUUGAAUGUGGUUGGAGAGUGGCUGAUUGGAUGGCUGACAGAGAGCCUUUGGAACAAUCUGUCAAGGCUGUCAUGGAUGUUCCUACACCAAGAAGACAGAUGUUCCAGACAUUCCUGUGUCUUCAGGGUUACGCGCACCACAAAGAGUCGAUCCAGGAUGUCACGAGAUAUUGUGAUGAAGGAAUCCAGCUUGCCUUGAGAAAGUGGCAUGGACUACCGGAAAGGGUCACAAAUUCGCACGUAUCUUUGUUGCACAUAUUUCAGCAGUAUGUGGAGUUUAUGGAGGCCAGUCAGGUUUACAGCAGUUUGGUCACCACGAACGCUCAGAAUUUAGACGUGAGAUCUCAAGAACUGAAGAGAGUGUUGCAAGCAUGGCGCGAGCGUCUUCCUAAUGUUUGGGAUGAUAUCAACCUCUGGAACGAUUUGGUCACAUGGAGGCAACAUGCGUUUGCUGUGAUCAACAAGGCUUAUAUGCCAUUCAUUCCAACUCUUCAGCAGUCCAACGGUAAUAGUGGAGGAAACUCAUAUGCUUAUCGUGGAUAUCAUGAGAUUGCCUGGGUGAUCAACCGCUUUGCACAUGUUGCCAGAAAACAUAAUAUGCCUGAGGUUUGCAUCAACCAGUUGACCAAGAUCUACACCUUGCCAAACAUUGAGAUUCAAGAAGCCUUCUUGAAACUAAGAGAACAGGCGAAAUGUCAUUAUCAGAAUCCUAAUGAGCUGAAUACCGGUCUUGAUGUUAUUAGUAACACCAAUUUGGUGUACUUUGCUACACAACAAAAGGCUGAGUUCAUCACUUUGAAGGGUAUGUUCUUGGCUAAGCUGAAUGCGGUCGAAGAAGCUAAUCAAGCAUUCGCUACUGCUGUUCAGAUUGAUCUCAACCUGCCAAAGGCAUGGGCUGAGUGGGGUUUCUUCAAUGAUAAAAGGUUCAAGGAGAAUCCUAACGAUCUGUCUUAUGCUAAGAAUGCUAUUAGUUGUUACUUGCAAGCUGCAGGUCUGUACAAGAACAGAAAGACCAGAAGAUUGCUUUGCCGUAUUCUUUGGCUCAUCAGCUUGGAUGAUGCCAGUGGUUCUCUGGCCGAAGCUUUUGAUUCUCAUCGUGGUGAGAUUCCUGUUUGGCAUUGGGUUACUUUCAUUCCUCAGCUGCUAACUUCUUUGUCUCAUAAGGAAGCACGUCUUGUUCGCCAGGUCUUGAUCAGAAUUGCAAAGAUGUAUCCUCAAGCGCUGAACUUCCAACUUCGCACCACCAAGGAGGACUUUGCUGUUCUGCAACGCCAAACCCAACAGGCAAGCCAGAACCAGUCUCAAAGCGCACAGACACAAACCCAAACGCAAUCAGCCGGUCAAGGAUCAGCUGAUAGUGCUCAGCAGAGUUCACCAGCGAAUACAGCGUCCACAGCCAACACUGCUGGAAACAAUGUUCCAGGGAACGUUAAUUCCAACCAAAGUCCGCCAGCUUCAGCUUCGCCUCAAGCAAACUCACAGGGACAGUUCUCUGUCAAUAAUCGCCAACCAUGGGAGCAUGUGGAGGAGAUUAUGGGUAUCUUGAAAACUGCCUACCCUCUGCUGGCCUUGUCUCUGGAGUCUCUUGUUGAUCAACUCAGUCAGAGGUUCAAAUGCGACGCCGAUGAGGAUGCUUAUAGACUUGUGGUGGCCUUGUACAAUGAUGGUGUUCAAUAUUUGAAUAGACUGGGCAAUCCGAAGGAAGAUGCCAGAUUGCCACCUUCAACAGAGGCGAACAUCAUUCGUUUUGCUGAUUCCGUUUUGCCUGAGCACAUCUUGCCUGAGUUUGAAGCCGAUGUUAUAGCAAGCAAGCCUAACCUGGAGACUUACAUCUCCAAGCUAAGAAAGUGGAGGGAUUGCUUGGAAGAGAGAUUGGACAGAGCCUUUGGUAAGAUAAAUCUGGAGAGGGUUUCGCCUCAUUUGAGCCAGUUCCACCACCAGAAGUUUGAAGAUAUCGAAGUUCCUGGGCAGUACUUAUUGAACAAGGACACCAAUAGCCACUUUAUCAAGAUCGAGAGGUUUAUGCCUACACUGGAUUUGAUCAGAGGACCUAUUGCAUGCUACAAGAGAAUGACUAUAAGAGGUCAUGAUGGUAGUCUCCAUCCGUUUGCUGUUCAAUUCCCUGCUGCCAGACAUUGCCGCAGAGAAGAGAGAAUAUUCCAGCUUUUCAGGAUCUUCAACGAUGCUCUUUCGAGAAAAGUUCAGAGCCGUCGUCGUAACAUUCAGCUCACUUUGCCAAUUGCCGUUCCUUUGUCUCCUCACAUCAGAAUCAUGACAGAUGAUAGCCGGUACAUCAACAUGCUUGCAGUAUAUGAGGACUAUUGCUGCAGAAAGAACCAGAACAAGGAUGAGCCAUUUGCCUACACUAUUCAAAAACUGCGUGCGGCCUUUGAUCCUCGUUUGCCCAAGCCCGACUUGACCAGUGUGAAGACUGAAAUUCUGGGUGCCAUCCAAUCUAUGUUGGUUCCAUCCACGGUGUUGAAGGACUACUUCACAGGAAACUUCCAGAACUUCCAGGAUUUCUGGAUAUUCAGAAAGCAAUUCUCGUCUCAAUAUGCAUCCUUUAUCUUCAUGACAUACAUGCUAUGCAUCAACAGUCGUCAACCUCAAAAGAUCCACAUCAACCAGGGUUCCGGUACAAUUUGGACUUCCGAGAUGCUGCCUUGCAAGUUUGCUAGUGGCAGAACCCACAGCACCGCCUAUGCUAACAGUAGCUUGGAUGUCUCUGCUCAACGUGCUUCUCCUCUAUUUUUCAACAACGAGUCUGUUCCUUUCCGUUUGACUCCAAACGUUCAGAAGAUGAUCGGUGACUCUGGUCUGGAGGGCAUUCUGUCCACCUAUAUCAUGGUCAUCGCCCAGUGCUUAUCUGGUCAAGAGUUCGACAUGGAACAGUACCUGAGUUUGUUCGUGAGAGAUGAAAUAAUAUCUUGGUUUGCUCAACAACACCGUCCUAAUGCUCAAGAUCCUCAGCUUCGUGAAAUUGUCCGCGUCAACGUCGAGUCCGUCGUCAGACGUGUAUCCCAACUUGGUCAGAUGGGCAAUGGCCAGAACAUUGCGUCUCAACAUGUGUUGAACUUGAUUUCUCUGGCUGUUAACCCAAGAAACCUUGCAACUACAGAUACUCUGUGGAUGGCAUAUUUCUAA
This is a messenger RNA of Kuraishia capsulata CBS 1993, 11475 nucleotides long. RefSeq lists its product as uncharacterized. NCBI's taxonomy places the organism in Eukaryota, Fungi, Ascomycota, Pichiomycetes, Pichiales, Pichiaceae. The record is from RefSeq and is a predicted model, not a curated record. Gene Ontology annotation, molecular function: transcription coregulator activity; protein binding. Gene Ontology annotation, biological process: regulation of DNA-templated transcription; DNA repair. The transcript has a single exon. Bases 1 to 11475 code for a protein of 3824 amino acids. Gene Ontology annotation, cellular component: NuA4 histone acetyltransferase complex; SAGA complex; nucleus.